Akanthomyces muscarius is the source of this 1074-nucleotide messenger RNA. RefSeq lists its product as uncharacterized. The transcript is spliced from 4 exons. Gene Ontology annotation, cellular component: cytoplasm. The record is from RefSeq and is a predicted model, not a curated record. The coding region runs from base 1 to 1074 and encodes 357 amino acids. Gene Ontology annotation, biological process: L-phenylalanine biosynthetic process. Lineage: Eukaryota; Fungi; Ascomycota; Sordariomycetes; Hypocreales; Cordycipitaceae. Gene Ontology annotation, molecular function: chorismate mutase activity; prephenate dehydratase activity.
AUGUCACCCUCCGACAGCAAGCCCAUAGCGGCUUAUUUAGGGCCCAUCGCAUCGUAUUCUCAGCAGGCAGCGCUGCAAGCCUUUGCAGAAGAUGUAUGGUACCUGAAGCCCGUCACCACGAUUGAUGAUGUUUGCGAUGCGACUCAAGACAAGCACGCGGUUCUCGGCGUCGUUCCCAUUGAAAACUCAACCAACGGGUCCGUCGUAUUUACGCUAGACGACCUUGCGGACAGAGAUGGGCGCUACAAAGAUAUAUAUGUCAAUGGAGAGAUUUAUGUCGACGUUCACCACCAAUUGCUGGGCCAUAAAAACGCCAAUGCGCCGGGGCCUUCCGGUCACAGCGCAAGUGGCACGUCCACGCCAACAGCAGCAGACCCAACGCCCUCGAAGCCCAAGAGCAAGCCGUUGGAGAGUCUUGACCAUAUAAAGAAGCUGUACUCACACCCGCAAGCUUUCGGUCAAUGUACCAAAUUUAUCUCGACGUAUCUCAAGAACGCGGAGAAGUUUGACGUCAGCUCGACCAGCAAAGCCGCGGAGCUCGUGGCCGCGGACACGAGCGGUACAUCGGCUGCUAUUUCCAGUAAGCUCGCCGGCGAGCUGUACAAGCUCGACACGCUGGCCGCGUCCAUCGAGGACCGCGACGACAACACGACGCGCUUCCUCAUAAUUGGCACGCUGCCCGCGCUGCCCGUCGACUACCCGCUCAAGCAGGAUCCGGCGCAGCGGACCGGUACCAAGUCUCUCGUGACGUUCACGGUGCCACACAAGUGCCCCGGUGCGCUUGCCGAUAUUCUCGGCUGCUUCCGGGAGUUCCAGUUGGACCUGACCAGCAUCAACAGCCGGCCAAGUCUGCUGGGACCUUUUCAGUACAUCAUAUUUGUGGAGUUUGAAGGCCACAAACUGGAUGACCCGGAUGGACGUGUGAACAGCGCGCUGAUAAAGAUUGAAAAGAUGGCACAGAAGUUAAGGUGGUUGGGCAGCUGGUACACGUACCGACAUGAUAGUUGCCUGAACUAUGCGUAUGAGGCCCAUCUCGGUAGUGGUGGCAGCCAUGUAGAUUUGUGCGGGAGCUAA